UAACCUGCUGAGCUUCCUUAGAUGACAUGGUUUAUAUACAAUUCACUCUACAUCUGAUUUUAAUUUGAUUGCUUUUUAUUCUUUGAUUUUUCCAGAGAAGCAACAUCUUCAGGAUGGCACCAAUACUACUAGAUAACAUUACUCCAGAAAGAAGUGAAUAUAUUGAACAUGAGGAGGUGCAUGUGAAGAACCCACAUCUGCACUCAAUGGAAGAAGACAUCCUGUACCAUUUUAAUUUGAGCACGAAAACACAUAACCUGCCAGAAAUGUUUGGUGACAUAAAGUUUGUCUGUACCGGUGGCAGCGCCAACAGAAUGAAGGCUUUUGCAGAAUUCAUGCAGAAAGAACUUGGAUUAGAUGGAGAAAAUGGUGUUGAGGACAUUUGUGCUGGAACUGACAGAUACUCAAUGUAUAAAACAGGACCAGUGCUCUCAAUAAGUCAUGGCAUGGGUGUUCCUUCCAUCUCAAUAAUGCUGCAUGAACUGAUAAAACUUCUGCACCAUGCCAGAUGCCGUGAUGUUGUUCUCAUUCGAAUUGGCACCUCUGGUGGGAUAGGUCUUGAACCAGGCACAGUGGUGAUAACAGACACUGCAGUGGACUCCUUCUUUCAGCCACACUUUGAGCAGGUGGUACUAGGCAAAGUCAUUGUGAGAAGUACUGAGCUGGAUAAAAGUUUAGCUCAGGAGUUGCUACAGUGUGGCAGAGAGAUUCUAAACCUUUGUACCGUCAUUGGCAAAACCAUGUGUACCUAUGACUUCUAUGAAGGUCAGGGUCGUCUAGACGGUGCUUUAUGCUCCUUCUCUACGGAGGAGAAGUUGGAGUACCUGAGAAGGGCAAAGGAGGCUGGCGUUACAAACAUUGAAAUGGAGUCCACCGUCUUUGCAGCAAUGUGCCGGGUCUGUGGUUUAAAAGCUGCCGUUGUGUGUGUCACAUUACUGGAUCGGUUUAAAGGCGACCAGAUCACUGCUUCACAUGAACUUCUACAGGAAUAUCAACUUCGUCCUCAGUAUUUGGUAUCCCACUUCAUAAAGAAGCGCCUGCAGCUACUCUAAUGUGAGCCUCUCUAGAAUAACCGUCGCGUUUGAGUCCAUUUGCAUGUAAAUAAAUGUUUAUUGUGUAUAUUUUGUAGACCUUGGAACAGUGAUGUAUCAUUAGAAAUGUGCUGUACAGCUUGUGUGACUAAUGUGUGUAAAUAUUCUGAUCUGUCGUAGGUAAGUAGAAAGAUGAAGAAAUGAUAGUUAAAAUAUUUGACUUUAAUUUGCUGGAAAUUGGCUUUUUUAACAGGAGUCAGACCAAUUGUAUAAAUCCCAGAAGUUCCCUGUUUUGCCAAUUAGAAAUUAAUAAGUGUAAAUUUUAAAAGUAAUUUCAUUUGAAAACCAACUGUAGGAGUGAUGUUGUACUUUCAAUUUCCAUACUGUGACUUUGUUGCUCGUAUUGACCUGUUCAUAAAUAUGCUCACAUUUCCAAAAACAGCUCACAUUUCUUGUAAGACAUGCGUUUUAAAAAUGAAACAAAUAAUUAUCAUCAGAGCUACAGUUUGGCAGGCCCUUAAAAACUGAAAUGUCUGCACCUGGACUCCUGGAACUGUCCAUUUACUGCACCAUAACCCAGGAGUGUGAUGGAACAUUUAAUGUGUGUUGUGUUCUGGGUAAUAGACGCUGUUUUUAUGGCUGCAUGUCUGUCGGGUAAAGCUGCCGGCCUAUUGCCUUGUGGUGUGUUUAUGUGUGUGUUGAAUUGACACUUUGACACCGGUACAGUUAUAAAAAUGAAAAAGCUUUUCUUAAGUGUAGCAUUUGAAGAGGCGUACUGAACAUUUUACCCACAUUUCUACAUCACUCUAAGGUCACAGAUUGUUUAAAUUAAAUUUAUAUUUACUCAUAUUGAUGCUAUCGAAAAAUAAACAGAAUGUUACAUUAAGUGAACAAGAGCUAAGUCUUCAGAUCCCUUUGAUCCAUUGUCUAAAUCCAUUUAAUCCAAAUAUUAGCUCAAGGGCAACUGCAGCUGCCCUCACACCAUUAAAUGCAAGGCACUCAGCCUUUGGUGGGCUGCCAGCUCAUCACAGGGCCAGAGAUUUUCCAGUCCUUUUCAAAAGUAGGGUGGCCCAGUGGUGAGCCAGCAUCCUGGGUUUGAGUCCCAUUUAUGACUAAAUAUGUGAGUGUUGAGCCAUAGCACAAACCACUGUGCCAUCAUGAUGCUCCAUUAGCAUGCUGUACGGUUCUUAAACCUUCUUAAUCCAAUUCAGGAUCACAAGGGACAGGAGCCCACAAGCACUGAGCACAAGGCAGGGAACAGCCCUGGAUAGGGUACCAGUCCAUCCCAGGGUCCACUCACACACAGCCACAUUGGGGCCAACUCAGAGUCACCAGUUAACCUAAUCUGCAGGUCUAUGGGAAUGUGGGAGGAAACCCCCCCGGACACGAGGAGAACAUACAAACUGCACACAGAGUGGCCUGAGUCGGAAAGCUAGGAAGCUGGAUCUGUUAGGCAGCACUGCUAAACGUCUCCAGUAACAACUGCUCAGAUAUUUUUUUAUAUCUGAGAAAUAACUUAUAAGAUUUUAAAAAUCAUUGUUAAACUGAAAUCUAAAUGUUUGCAAUUGGCUCAAAAGUUCUAGAUUAUUAUCCUACAGUGGCGGCAUGGUGGUGCAGUGAUGGCACUGCUGCCUCGCAGUAAGCAGACCAGGGUUUGCGUUCUGUGGAGUUUGCAUGUUCUCCCCACAUCUGUCCAGAGACGUGCAGGUUUGGUGAACUGGCAGGUGCUAAUCUUGCGCUGAUGUGUGUUUGGUGUGUGUGUUUGCCCUGCAGUGGACUGGCAUGCUGUCCAUGGUUUGCUCCUGCCUUGUGCUUUAUGCUAGCUGGGACUGGGCUUGGAAAAUGACAUUAUCCCAUAGAUCUACAAACACAGACAUUGUCUGACAGCUCUCCACUUUCGUCUUUGAUAACAUGUGAUGUUGGUCUGAAGGGGAAAGUUGCUCAUAUGGACAUCUGUGUGAUCUUUCAAUGGGAUCAUUUAGAAGUCUCUCAAUACUUCCACACACUUUGAAACCAUUUGGUUUUUUUUUUGUCAAGCGCCUUGUGUCUCACCAAUGAUGUCUCCACAUAUGAUGUACCAUUCGACUCAUCUUGAUGUCUAGUUAUGUCAAGAUGAUGAGAUUUCUAGGGUUCCCUCCUAUUGUCUGGCCCUGUAGACUCAAAACAGACAUCAGUAGAAGGCCAUUUUGUACCAUAUUUGGGAAAAUGAAUCCCAUGUGAUAAAGAGUCAACUAAUAGGUGUCUUCAGCAAAAUUGAUCAGAAGGACUUGAAGUUAUGCAAACCACAUCAAGUGACCCCUGGGGAUAUGAGGGGUCAAAGUUACUCCUUUUUACAAAAGUUUAAUCAGUAAUAUUGGUGGCUGAAGUGUUGUUCAAGGUUAGUGCUCACAAAUACAGUAAUACAUUUGAUAUUUGAUUCUUUACCGGUGGUCCUAACCCUCUAAGAGCCACUUCAGAAGGCUAAAAAUGACAAAUGUAUAUUACAAUCGAGAAUAUUUAGAUUUUAACACAUUUAAAUUGAAGCACACGUUUUAAUGUUUCAAAUACUUGAUGACACUUUUCUUGCUUAUUAUUGUACUUCUACCUCAUCAAGUCAAUCAAUGCAUUUCUAAUGAAUACCCUGAGUGAGGGCGGCUGUCGCUAAUUCAGGCGUUUUUUUAAUUUUCAUUUCAAUUUAUACUCACACUGCCCUCUUCUAAGAGCACAGGUGUAGGCCACUUACAUGGAUUUACAACAGAGCUCCUCUAGCCCAUUAUGUUAAAAUAGUCAGUCAGUCAGUCAUUCUCUAACCCGCUACAUCCUAACACAGGGUCACAGGGGUCUGCUGGAACCAAUCCCAGCCAACACAGGGCGCAAGGCAGGGACAAAGGCCGGGCAGGGCGCCAGCCCACCACAGAUGUUAAAAUAGUUUUAUUUUGAAUAGCAGCUUUAUGUAUAGUAAGAAAAAAAAUAGCAGAUAUUUCAUUAAAUGUGCAUUUGCUGAGGUCCUAAAAACUAAAAAGUCAAAUCUUGUAUUUAGACAUAAGUUAAUUACUCAAUGAAUAAAUGAAAUACUGCAGUGGGUUGGCACCCUGCCCGGGAUUAGUUCCUGCCUUGUGCCCUGUGUUGGCUGGGAUUGGCUCCAGCAGACCCCCGUGACCCUGUGUUCGGAUUCAGCGGGUUGGAAAAUGGAUGGGUGGAUAAAUGAAAUAAUGACACAUCAUCCGGUUUUUCAUGAAAUUAAAAAAAGAGUUGGGUCAGUAAAUAAUUAUUUGAUGUCAGUUUUAACAUUCAUAAAAUAUCUUUGUGUAAUGUCUUUUUUUCUUUACGUGCAGUACUAAAGAAGCAUGAAUUAAAUAACUAGGUAAA
Molecule: messenger RNA, 4379 nt
Organism: Erpetoichthys calabaricus (reedfish)
Lineage: Eukaryota; Metazoa; Chordata; Cladistia; Polypteriformes; Polypteridae
Gene: upp2
Product: uridine phosphorylase 2
Exons: 7
Coding region: 114-1052 (312 amino acids)
Biological process (GO): uridine catabolic process; nucleotide catabolic process
Cellular component (GO): cytosol; cytoplasm
Molecular function (GO): uridine phosphorylase activity
Source: RefSeq, a predicted model, not a curated record